UCUGCCUCCACCCUGUUCUUUAGGUGCCAGCACUGGGAGGUUGGGAGCAGGGUAAGUCCAAAUACCACCAGCCCCCAGAGCAGAAUACCCACCAAUGUCUAACCUGGCUGGAACCCCAGAGUCCUGUCACAGAUCCUGGUGAAGAAGACAAUGAUGUGACACGGCCAUCUCAGUCCAUCACACUGCAAAACUGCCUUCCAGUGCCUGGCAUCUGUGUCCUUGAUAAACUCAUCAAAACGUGCCCAGUCUGGCUUCAGCUGAGCAUGAAUCGGGACAGGGCUGGAGAGAUACUCAGCAAAGAAACAGCAGGGAGAGAGAACAUUGAACCCUGAAGAAAAGGUCUGGAAAUCCUGAUGCUGUUGGGCAGAGGUGGGUUUAGCGCACUAGCUGAUAUUCCUAGUUAAGAGAGAUGGUAACAUGAACAACAUGGUACUCUUGGUCCACUUCCCAGCCCAGAAUGCGGCUUCUGAUGUGCAAGAGUACAACAUUAAAGAAGAAAAAUCAUUACUGUACCUGGAAGGAUCUGUUCUAGUGUUUGAGGACAUCUUCAAACUGAUAGCGUUCUACUGUGUCAGUAGGGAUUUGCUGCCCUUCACACUCAGGCUGCCUCAAGCAAUACUGGAGGCCAAUAGCUUUGCAGACCUCGAAACCAUUGCGAGCCUGGGGAUAGGCUUCUGGGACUCCUCUUUAAACCACAGAAGAACAGGAGGGGGGAUUUCCCAGCCUGUGAAAGACUCUGCCCUCAGAACUGCCCAGACGAAUAAUCUAAGGUCUAACCAGCAGUUUGCAAGUAGCACAAACCACUGUUCAUGUGAAAUUGAGCUGUCAAUAGGAAAUGACAAGCUGUGGUUUGUGAAUCCUAUUUUUAUAGAGGAGUGCAGCAAUCCUCUUCCUCCAGAUGUACCUCCUUACAAGAGCUCCAGUGCAAGCGCUGAUCACUGUAGUGCAUCCACACCAAAUCCUAAGAGGUCUCCUCACCGUCCCCCUCCACCUCCUCCUCUUCCUCACAGUCAAGUUCUGAAGCCACCUGCAAAGCUAUCUAAGGAUUCCAUGACUGCCUGUGAAGAGGACCAGCUGCUUCUUCAGCAACUGAGGAAGAGCACUAAGGAAAUGAAAAUUGAGGGCAGUAAAGGUAAGGAAGAAAAGGGAAAAGAACCCUACUCAUCCAGUGACCCAUCAUCAGCCGCCCCACCGAAAUGUGCUCUUCCCUCCAUACCUCCGAGGAGGCGGCCAACUGAAAGAGCUUCAGAAGCGAGCUGCGUUGGUAAGCCUGGAAAAUGUGAAAUGCUGAAAGGGGAAGAGGCUCAAGAAGAACAGGAUGUUUGUACAGAGAGCAAUGAUUCUCAGUGCAGAAAGGCAGUAAAAAUGCUGGUUGCCAUUAGUGAGAGCACUACAUCAGAGUGCCAGGAAGCAAAGCCCAAAGCUGCAGAAAAAGAGAACUUGCCUGAGCUACAAAGGAAGCCGAUGGCAAUCGUAAAGAUGCCCCCUGUCCCACCACCAAGAAAGAAGAGGCUUUCUCGGCUGCCAACUUCUUCCAGCUCCUGCGACUCAAAACAAAUAAACAUUGCAGAGCCAGCCACACACAAUGCACAGUCUUCAUCCAAGGAGAGCCCACAGCCAGAAGGUGAUGCCACCUGCCAACACACUCAGGAUGAAUCAGAUGCUAGCUGUAAAUCUGUUAGCUCAUCUGAACUUAAAGGUUCUCAUACCUCCCUGGACUGUCCAGGAAGCAAUGCAGUGGCUCAGACCUCUGCUUCGGAGCCUGACUCUUACUCCACAAGCAGCACGGAGGAUGACCUAGAGCAACUGAGCAGCCCUGCCAUUAAAAAGACACGUUCUGUAAUCUUGGGCAAGGCCAAGCACAGGCUCUCCUUUGUCAGCCUAACCAAUGUCUUCACAGUCUUCUUAUCUGCUGACAGAAAGCUGCAGAAGAAGAUUGUAGAGCUGUCACAGGACAAGGAUUCUUACUUUGGCAAUUUGGUGCAGGACUAUAAAGUGUACAGUUUAGAGAUGAUGGCAAAACAGAGUUCCAGCACAGAGAUGCUACAAGAAAUUCGAAUGAUGAUGACUCAGCUGAAGAGUUAUUUAAUACAAAGUACAGAGCUGAAAUCUCUCAUAGAUCCAGCUGUUUAUAAAGAAGAAGAAUUAGAAGUGAUUGUCGAGUCAGCGUUGUACAAAUGUGUCCUGAAACCUUUAAAAAAUGCCAUUGAUUCCUACUUACGGGAAAUCCACAACAAAGAUGGAUCCUUACAGCUGCUGAAAGAGAACCAGUUGGUCAUACAGAACACAACCACCACUGACCUGGGUGUCACCACCAGCGUGCCUGAAACUGUUGUGCUGGAAAAAAUCCUUCACAAGUUUACAACCAUGCACAAGUUCUACUCCCCAGAGAAGAAGAUUAGCACACUGCUGAAAUCCUGCAAACUCAUCUAUGACUCCAUGGCUCAAGGAAACCCAGGGAAGCCUUAUGGUGCAGAUGAUUUCCUCCCGGUGCUCAUGUACGUCUUGGCCCGCAGCAACCUGACUGAGGUGCUUCUGAAUGUAGAGUAUAUGAUGGAGCUCAUGGACCCUGCUCUGCAGCUGGGCGAGGGUUCCUAUUACUUAACUACCACCUAUGGGGCCCUGGAGCACAUCAAGAACUACGAUAAGAUAACAGUAACUCGGCAGCUGAGCAUGGAAGUGCAGGAUUCAAUUCACCGCUGGGAGAGGCGGAGGACGCUCAACAAGGCCCGGGCAUCCCGCUCGUCUGUGCAGGAUUUCAUCUCCAUCUCCUUUUUGGAGACUAGUGCCCAGACACGGACGAUGGCCUCGCGGACAGACACGACAGCUCAGCAGCUAGGCCAGCAAUGUGCUGAGAAGUUUGAGGUGUCGGAUCCCCAGAACUAUGGGCUCUUUGUUCAUGUUGACGACAGGUGCCUGCAGCUUGCUGAUGAUGCCCAACCCCAUCAUAUAAAAUCCUACCUUCUGAAGAGCGAACCCAAAAAAGAUUUCCAUUUUAUUUAUAAACUGCUAUGCAAGGAAGAGACACAGAUUCCAGUCAUCAAAGAGCCAGACUUUUUAUAAUGGCAGAACUGCUCUUGUAUUGUGUAUGCUGCAGUCUUUGAAAAGACUGAGACACUUUAUCUUAUGAGAUCUUCUGACAUCAGGAGCAUGUUGGAACUCAGCCUUUUAGCAGUGGUGGACAGGGUAGUAGUUGUAGAUGCUGUCUCACUAUUGGGCAUUUCUCAGCAGAAUUCAUUUGCAGAAGCAAACAGACCAUUCAUAGGAAUGGUCCUACUUUGGAAAACUUGAAGUAUUAAACCUCAAAACCUCCCUAUGGCAACAAGCAAACUCAUAAUGGAUGUGGACAAUGGAGCUUAAUCAGUUGCUCCUGAGUUUUUACAGAAGAGUGAUUAUCUAUCCUAUUAUAAGUUAUAUAGGUGAGAGUCACCUAUGCAGAAGGCCUGUAAAGGGUCUAUGCACAACUUAAACCCUAUUUUUGAGGACUUAUGUGGUGUGAGUGCCUAGAGCUGGUUCCCUGCACAGGGUUGAAUUUCACCCUGCUUGAAUAAAUUAUGACUCAUGAUUGAUCUGUUCAGCAGCAUAGAAUCGUAUCAUGCAGCAGAACUCUAUCUGUACCCUGGGAUGUUAUGCUAUAUGUACUGACCUUUGAAAUACAUGUAAUAACAGAACAUGAAAUCCAAUACUGUAUGUGCGCGAAGAAGCCUUUCUGUGUGGCAUACAUUUUGCUGAAUUACAUAAUUUAUGCACUUCCAUCAAUGUAUUUUUUCCUCUUAAAGACUGUGACUCCGUCACCAUCAUUUUAGAUGUACAACAGCCUUAAUCAGAUCUGUUGUACAGUAAUGUCUGGUUAAAUGUAUUUAUUUCCAUGUGUGAUCAUUCUAAAAUCACUUCCUAUUUGUGAAUAACUUGAUAGUGUAAAAACACUGAGGGAAAAGGCAACAUUCAUUAUAAAAAACUGUUUGAUUUCAAAUAGAUCAGUGAAAGGACUCAAGGUCAGACACAUUUUUUAAAAAUACCACUUCCUUUUCAGCCAGUACUGGAUGCUUCUGUUAUUUUCUCAGAUGUUUUUGUAUCUUCAGGUUGUUACAUGAGUAAAUACAUGCUGUUGCAGACUGAA
Messenger RNA from Mauremys reevesii (Reeves's turtle), 4120 nucleotides. RefSeq names its product Ras and Rab interactor 3 (gene RIN3). NCBI's taxonomy places the organism in Eukaryota, Metazoa, Chordata, Testudines, Geoemydidae. Gene Ontology annotation, biological process: vesicle-mediated transport; signal transduction. Gene Ontology annotation, cellular component: endocytic vesicle; cytosol. The coding region runs from base 418 to 3063 and encodes 881 amino acids. The record is from RefSeq and is a predicted model, not a curated record. Gene Ontology annotation, molecular function: small GTPase binding; guanyl-nucleotide exchange factor activity. The transcript is spliced from 11 exons.